CAAUCGUUUUAUGAGUAUAAUUACAAACCCAUAACUAAAAUCAUGUAUAAAUUGGUUACUCUGGUGGUUCUCAUUACAGUCUCGCAAACUUAUGGUGAGUCUGGUCUCUGUUCGUGGUAUGACACACAUCCCGGUGACGUCAUAGAAAAUGGAGAGGUUUUCAGCCAAAACACCUUUACGGCCGGCCAUAAGUCCCUACGGAUUGGGUCUAUUGUAAGGGUGAUGUGUAAUGGGAAGAUUGAUAUGGUUAUUAUCAAUAGGAGACUAGUCAUUGGCGGGAGUAUACUGACUAUGGACAGGGCUGCCGCUGAAUUUUUCGGUAUCAUCGAUAGUAAGCUCUGUCAGUGCACCGUUACUUCUGUUUGAGUCGACAGUUAAUUGAUCCUGCUACACGCCUAAAACCUUUUUGUAUUUCAAAUACAAUUAAUAGUUAUCUAUAUAAUAAAAAGUU
This is a messenger RNA of Oppiella nova, 451 nucleotides long. The record is from the annotation of a GenBank genome assembly. NCBI's taxonomy places the organism in Eukaryota, Metazoa, Arthropoda, Arachnida, Sarcoptiformes, Oppiidae.